This is a messenger RNA of Chiloscyllium plagiosum (whitespotted bambooshark), 2617 nucleotides long. RefSeq names its product E3 ubiquitin/ISG15 ligase TRIM25-like. The record is from RefSeq and is a predicted model, not a curated record. Lineage: Eukaryota; Metazoa; Chordata; Chondrichthyes; Orectolobiformes; Hemiscylliidae. Gene Ontology annotation, molecular function: zinc ion binding.
CAGAUAGCGACAAUACUGCCACACCCCAUUUCAUUCCUGUAAAGCACAGCGGGAUCUCUUGAGGUUGGGAUAGGCAGCACACAAAUUCAAGUCUUCCCUCUUCCCCAUCUUUAGUUGAACAGGGAGGAAUUGCCCUCUCAGUCACGGUAUGAAGGGACCGUCCCUUUAAGACGUGCCUUGAACAAACUUCCAGCCAGGUUUGACUUCGUGCCCCUCCCUGAGUCGGCUUGCGGCCAGUAAAUUGUGUGUGUAGCGAGAGCUGCCUGCCUGCGUGCUGUGUCAGAAGGGAAUAUCCAGCAGGAAUUUCUCGUGUUGGCUGGGUUUGUGCGACCUGGCCCCAUUUAGCAUGUAUCCCCGUUCCCUGUGUGUUGAGGAUUAUCCUGCAUUGACUUUCCCUCCCCCCCUUCACUGCAGUGUCUCUCUGCUCGAACCACUAAUCAUUUUCAACCGGCUGUAAUCACCGAGAUGGGCUGUUAAAUCUCACCGAAGGAGAGGUUUGUUUUUUGCUCGCCCUCCCAGUUGAGUGAGUGUUAGUGGAGCCAGGAACCGGGUAUUAAAUGCUGUCAGAGUGUGUGUGGGGGGAGAGCCCCAGGCAGCUGGAAGUAGAGCACAGCAGCAUGGCACUGGCGGUGCCCAAUGUACAGGUCUCCAGGGACAAGCUGGUCUGUGCCAUCUGCCUGGACCUGUUCAAGAGCCCAGUGACCAUCCCGUGCGGUCACAGUUUCUGCCUGGGCUGCAUCGAGCGGACCUGGGACCAGCAGUUCAACGGGAGAGCCUCCAGCUGCCCCCAGUGCAGGGAGAGUUUCAGCCCCAGGCCCAGCCUCCACAGGAACAUCAUGGUCUGUGACAUCCUGGAUGAGUUCCUCAGGUCCGGGGCUCACAGUGCUGCUGACCCCCGGCCACUGCUGGCUCCAGGGGAUGUGCCCUGUGAUUUCUGUAGCGGUGCCCAGCUCCGCGCUGCCAAGUCGUGCCUGGUGUGCCUGGCAUCGUACUGUGAGGACCACCUGAAGCCUCACCGGGAGAGCCCAGCCUUCCAGGACCACCCCCUGACCGAGCCGGCCCGGGAUAUCCAGGAACGCAAAUGUAAAGUCCACAGGAAACACCUGGAGCUCUUCUGCAGGAGCGACAAGGCUUUCAUCUGCUGCUUGUGUACCACCAGCGAGCACCGCACACACCAGGUGGUCCCGCUAGAAGAGGAGGUACACAGCAGGAAGAAAGAGCUUUAUCUCAUGGAUCUUGAGACAGAGAAACAGUUGCAGGGGACACUGCAGGAGAUCGGAAUGCUGCAGGAAAGCAUCGACUCAAUCACGACAACAGCACAGCAAGUGGAAUUGGAAAUCACCAACAAAUUUUCUGCCAUGACUGAAGCCAUCGAGGAGGCCCUGAAAGUGGUGAUUGGUUUAAUUGAGCGGGAACGGCAGACUCUCCUGAACCAGGGUAACUGCAUCAGGACUCAGCUGGAGCAGAGGUGCCGUGAACUCCGUGAGAAGAAGCUGCAGUUGGAGAUUCUAGCCAAUAAGCAUGACAGUUUCAGAUUUGUGCAGGAAUCCCUUUGUUUCAGUUCAUCCUCUCAGGUCUCCGAGGUCCUGAAGUUAAAGACUGAUCUACGUUCCAAACUGGCACGUGCCAGUGAAGCUGCCACUGAACUUUCCGCCCAGGUGAAGGAGUGUCUCCGCCGAGCUAUGAAACGCAAACUGAAGAGCACAGAUGUCAGAGGCCAUGAGAAAACUGCUGAAUUAUCAGAUGUGUCUCCACAAACCUCUCAGCAUCCCCCAGAGGCCAAGGUUCGGAAAGGGCUUCGCCAAUUUCCAGCAUCAUUGGAUGGUGCCGUUAGUCCUCCACGGAACAUCUCCCGGGCUGGUUCCUCCAAGAGGCACUGCAGAUGCCUCGAAGCUGAUUAUUGAUCCAAAGGAAUUAAAUGAAAACUCCCACUUGGUCCAGUUGGGCACAGAGAGAAUAAAACUAACCAGAGCCAUGGCACAGACAAGAGCAGCUGCUGAAGUUGGAGAGUUGCUCACCAGUUUAAACAGCUGUCACCAUUUUACUGCAGGGAUUGCCUUUUCACAAGCCUCCAGGUUGCCUGUGCUGACCUGGGACUUACAACUGUGUAAACUAGAAAGGCUACAAGAGUAUCCAUUCUUUGAGGAGGAAAGUUUUGGGUGGGAGUUGAGAACAUGUCCUGGUGUUCGGUCAUCAAUCCCACCCACCACUUUCCUCCCAGUGGUCGGGUGAGUGAGUUGUUGUGUGCUUUACUGCCCAUCUGGCAGACUUAGAUGGAAUCUAAAUUACCAUGUUAGGUAUAUAACGGGACUGGGGUUUAUCCAAGUGGCACCUUGUCAAUUUACAGCGUGAUGUGCACUGUGAAUCUGGAGCUGUCUUUAAAACUCACCGUGCUGUUCAUUUUGUCUGUCUGGGUCAGACUCAUUUCUAAGUACUUGCAAGCUCAGGUAGCAAGAGGCAGAUUGGAAUUUCUUAGAGUUGCAAUUGUUUCUCAGCUGUGUCCUUGUGCAUGUGUUCUGAAGGCAUCAGCUCAACUCAAAAAUGGUCAUUUUGUGUGUAGUGUAGGUGUGUGUGUGUGUGUGUGUGUAGUGUAUGAGCUGAAAAUGUGUUGCUGGAG